AUGCCCUAUUCUACAAGAUAUAAAUUCUAUGGUGAAUGGAAAUCAACCUAUACCAAAUAUGUUCCAAGUAUUGAAAUGAAAGCUCAAGUCAAUAGUGAUACGAAAAAAGUACUUCGUCGUCUUUCAAAGGAAAAUGUUAAACAACUUGGUAAAACUAUUGGUAGAUUUAGUCAUAAUAAUCCCCUAAUAGUUUUGGAAUCUUUAUUAUUUUCGGUAGAAUCUUAUGAUAAUCUUGUUCAACCUCUUGUUGAUUCUAUUAAAUAUUUAUCUCCUUUAUCUUUUGAUAUUUUAAGUUAUCAAUUAUUAGAAAGAUUUACAUUAUCAAAUAGAUCAAAAUUAAAACCAGAUGGAACAAAUAUUAGUUCAUGGUUUCAAGGAUUGUCAUCAUUUUCUGGAUUUUUAUAUAGAAAAUAUCCAAAUACAGAAUUGGAAGGAUUACUUCAAUACAUGGUCAAUCAAUUGGUAGAUAAUAAUUCAUUGGAUAUGAUUAUAUUAAAGGAAUUGAUAUCAAAGAUGGGAGGUGUUGAAGUGAUUGAAGAACCACCUGAUCAUCAAAUCGAAGCUCAAGCAGGUGGUGAAUUACUAAAAACCGAAAGUAGUACAAUGAAUGUUAGCAAGAUUAAAAAGGCUGUCACCAAAUUACGUGAUACCCUCUUGAAUUCAAAAUUGGCUUUUCCUCUAAUCAUCUUAAUUGCAAAACAAAGAUUAAAUAUUGUUUUUAAUAAUCAACAAAGUGGUAAUGUUAGAAUGAUGUCUGAUUUAUAUGACAAGUGUCAAGAAACAUUAUUACAAUUUACAGAAUUUUUAUCAACAAAUGUAUCAAAUAAUGAUUAUAGUGGAUUAUUUGGAAAUUUUUCACAAUUGGUAACAACUUUUUAUUUGGAACCUGAAACUUCAUUCCAUAUUUAUCGUCCAAUCAUUUCUGCUGCUUUCCAUGAUACUUCCAACUCUUCUACCUCUACUUCUACCUUAUCAUUUGAACAAUUAAUGAAUCAAUGUAAAUUAAUUCAUCCACCAACAAUAUGGAAUAGCCUAAGUUUAGAAUUGUAUACAUUAUUUUGGUCAUUAUCAUUGUAUGAUAUUCAUGUACCAAAACAAUCGUAUGAACAAGAGAUUCAAAAGUUGAAACAAGCAAAUACAGAAAUUGAUCAUGCCAUUCAAUCGGAAAAGGAUCAAACUGAAAAGAAUGCCAAACGUCGAAAGGAUCGUGAACGCAACACCCAAACAAUUGACAAAUUGUACAAGGAAAUGGAAGCUCAAAUUGCAAAUAAUCAAAAGGUCAUGGAACGGUUCAUGUCAUUGAAUCAAAAAUUCUUUUCAGAAGGAAAUACCAAAUCAACAUUGAAAUUUAUUCAAUGUUGUAUUUAUCCACGUGCCAUCUUUACACCAAUCGAUGCCAUCUAUUGUAGCAAGUUUGUUCACCUACUCCAUACAACCAAUACCCCACAUUUUACACCAUUACUUUAUUAUUACAAUGUAACUGGUUUAAUUUCAUUUUCAAUUACAUCGUAUACUGAAAAUGAAUCUGUUAGAUUUGGUAGAUUCCUAAAAGAAUCCAUUUCCAUUUUAAAUCGUUGGCGUUCGAGUGAAAGCAUUUUUGACAAGGAAUGUAAACCAUUUAAAGGAUUCAUUAUUGACACUUCAAGUAAUAUUGUCAAAUAUGAAGACUUUUUCACUGCCACUGCCAAAUGGCAUAGUCAAAUCUGUGACUCUUUUAUCACUUGUCUACAAUCCAGUGAUUACACGGUCACCAAAAAUGCCUUGUUGGCAUUGACCAAAUUAAUCGAUGUGUUCCCUAUUCAAGUUCAAUCUUAUCAAUCUUUGGAACAAGCAGUAUCUAAAAUUCGUUCAGAUAGAGAAGAACUUAAAAUUUUGGCUACUCGUUAUCAUUCUUUAUUAGAGAAAAACAAAUCAAAAAUUGUAGAAAUUUAUUCAAAAAAUCAAAGUAAAAAGAAACUUGAAGAUAAAAAAGAUGAUAAAAAAGUUGAUGAAAAAAAGGUUGAAGAAAAGAAAUCUGAAGAAAAGAAAGAAGAAAAGAAAUUAGAGGAAAAGAAAUCAGAAGAAAAGAAAUCAUCAUCGACUACAAAUUUGAAAUCAUCAAACAAAUCAAAUAAUGAUAAAAUGGAUAUUGAUAACAAAUCAAAGGAAAGAGAAAGAGAAAGAGAAAGAGAAAGAGAAAGAGAAAGAGAAAAAGAAAUUAGAGAAAGAGAAUUAAGAGAAAAAGAAAUGAAAGAAAAAGAGAUUAGAGAACAACAAAGAGAAAGACAAGAAAGAGAUAGAGAAAGAGUAGAAAAGGAAAAAGAAAGAGAAAAGGAAAGAGAAAGACAAGAAAGAGAAAAGGAGAGAGAAAGACAAGAAAGAGAUAGAGAAAGAGAAAAAGAAAGAGAGCAACAGUUAUCAAGAGAAAGAGAUAGAGAAAGAGAACAACAAUUAUCAAGAGAAAGAGAUAGAGAAAGAAUAACUGAAAAGGAAAGAGAAAGAGAAAAGGAUCGUGAAGUGGAAAGAGAUCGUGAAAGAGAAAUCCAACUUCGAGAAAAGGAAAAGGAAAGAGAAAAACAAGAUCGUGAAAAGGAAAGAGAAAAGGAAAGAGAAUUACAAAUCAUAAAGGAACGUGAAGCUGCUAGAGAAGCACGUGAUAGAGAAAAUAAUAGAGAAAAUAAUAGAUCAAGUCAAUCUGAUAGAAAAGAUCUUAGAGAAACUCUUAGAGAUAAUAGAUCAAGAGAUAAUGAUAAUAAUAGAGAUCGUGAUAAUAAUCAUAGAGAUAAUAAUAAUAAUAGAGAUAGUAAUAGAAAUGAUCGUGAUAAAUCACCACCCUAUAUUGAAGAUAGAAAAAGAAGAAAGGAUGAAAUUCAAAAACCAGAUGAAAGAAGAGACGGAAAUAAUAAUAAUAAUAAUAAUAGUGGUAAUAAUAAUGGAGGAGAUAAAACUCCAAGAUCUGGUGGAGAAAAAAUGACACAAUUGAGAGAAAAACUAAAAGAAAGUCAAAAAGAAAAGGACAAGGAAAAGGAAAAAGAAAAGGAUCCUCAUCAUCCAAUUCCAAUUCCAACAAAUUCUUCUCCAAGUUUGACUGCUAGUUCAAGUACAGCUUCACCAACUUCUACUCCUCCAUUGAAUAAUAAUAAUAAUUCGACACCACCAAAAUUGGAUCAACAAUCUCAAAUGGAUAAUCAAGAUGAUGGUAAAAAGAAAAGAUUAAAUCGUAAUAGACAACAAUCUCCUCCCAUUUCAUUUUCAUCUCCUCCUCUGAACAAUAAUAAUUCUAUAGCUUCUCCACCUCCUCCUCUUAGAUCUGGUGGUAAUAAUUAUUCAAAUCAUCCACGUGAUCAAAGAGAUUUGCCACUACCACCAUUACCACAACAACAACAACAAAGAGGUGGAGACAGAGAUAACUUUAGAGAUUCACGUGAUCAAAGAGAUAGAGAUUUUAGAGAACGUGAACAACAAAGAGAACGUGAACAAUAUGAACGUGAACAACAAAGAGAAAGAGAAAUGCGUCAACAAAAAGAUCGUGAUGCUCGUGAAAGAACUAUUGAUAGAAGAAGAUAA
Cavenderia fasciculata is the source of this 3546-nucleotide messenger RNA. RefSeq names its product putative THO2 protein (gene thoc2). Gene Ontology annotation, cellular component: THO complex part of transcription export complex. The record is from RefSeq and is a predicted model, not a curated record. The coding region runs from base 1 to 3546 and encodes 1181 amino acids. The transcript is spliced from 3 exons. NCBI's taxonomy places the organism in Eukaryota, Evosea, Eumycetozoa, Acytosteliales, Cavenderiaceae. Gene Ontology annotation, molecular function: mRNA binding. Gene Ontology annotation, biological process: mRNA export from nucleus; mRNA processing.